Molecule: messenger RNA, 656 nt
Organism: Mercurialis annua (annual mercury)
Lineage: Eukaryota; Viridiplantae; Streptophyta; Magnoliopsida; Malpighiales; Euphorbiaceae
Exons: 2
Coding region: 43-549 (168 amino acids)
Source: RefSeq, a predicted model, not a curated record
CCCCAAAUAACAUAAAAAAAAAAAAAAGAAGUUCUAUCUCCAAUGGAAACAAUAGAUGAAAUAGCUUAUGAAGAUUUUGAACCAUAUUGCAAGUGGCAAAGAGAGGAAGGAUGUGACUUACUUGAGGUUCAUGUUCAAGAUUUUAAAAAAGAACAUCUGAGGGUUCAAUUAAAAGGCGACGUUCUAUCAAUAACCGGAGAAUAUCCAGUGAACAAUAACAUUCGAAAACGGUUCCUAAAAAAAUUAAAAAUAUCAAAACAAUGUGAAGCAACUGAAAUUCGCGCAAAAUUCAGCAAAAGAGGAAUUCUUACGGUAUCACUGCCGAAGAAAAUCUCAUCAUCAACAUCAAAAAAGUUAGGCAGCAGCAAUGGAGAUGGUAGUUUCAAUAAUGCAUCUUUGCCAUCACUUUACCUUGUCGGCCAAGAGAGUAGUUCAAAUUACUUAGCCAAACUAAAUAGAAACUUGGCUCGGCAGGUUGCGGCGGUUGUGUUGGCCAUGGCUUUUGGAGCAUUUGUUUACAAUUAUUGCUGCUGUGCUCGUGCAUGUUGAUUGUUGAAUUUGUAUGUUUAAAUGUUCUAAAAAUUGUAUGUGGCUCUACUCAACAUGUCCGUAUAGUUUGUGGAAAUUGAUUUAAUUGUGAAUUUUAGUUGAUAACA